This is a messenger RNA of Exaiptasia diaphana, 2043 nucleotides long. Its product is annotated as apoptosis inhibitor 5. Bases 126 to 1769 code for a protein of 547 amino acids. Gene Ontology annotation, molecular function: RNA binding. Gene Ontology annotation, biological process: negative regulation of apoptotic process. Gene Ontology annotation, cellular component: nucleus. Lineage: Eukaryota; Metazoa; Cnidaria; Anthozoa; Actiniaria; Aiptasiidae. The transcript has 12 exons. The record is from RefSeq and is a predicted model, not a curated record.
CGAGGUUCAGCGUGGUUCAAUAAAUUCUCAAGCCGACUGACAAAUACUGUCAAAAAUAUAUAGUUUUUACUGUAAUUCGAUCAUUUAAUYUCUGCAAACUCCUUUCUACGAGUUGAACUUCAAGUAUGGCUGGUGUUGAAGAGCUUUAUCGGUUAUUUGGAGUUCUAGCUGAUGCCAAAGACAAAGCCGGCGAGCACGAAGAAGAGUACAGCUCAAUGUUAACGUUUGUGAAGGGAGAACCAGCAGAAAAAAGAUUGGCAUCAACUUUUAUCACACGAUUCUUCAAGCAUUUUCCAAAGCUGCAAGACCAAGCCAUYGAYGCAUURCUGGAUUUAUGUGAAGAUGARGAUAAUGCUAUACGCAAGCAAGCCAUAAAGAGUCUUCCAGAACUUUGUAGAGAUGAUCAGGAACACCUWCCAAGAAUAGCAGACGUCCUAACUCAACUACUACAAUCAGACGACCCCUCAGAAUUAGGGAUUGUAAAGACCGCUUUGAUUAGUCUCUUUAAGAUGGAUACAAAAGGAACUAUAGGAGGUAUAUUCUCACAGAUACUCAGCGGCGAAGAACACGUACGAGAAAAAGCCAUAAAAUUCCUUAGCACAACAGUAGCCGAGCAUGGCAAACAAUUUCUACAUCCGAAGACUGACACAGAAGAAUAUCUUGUAGAAGAGAUAAAAAAGGCCCUGUCUGAYGUCAAUGGUGAAGAAUUCAAAGCRUUCAUGUCAAUUUUAUCCAAUCUSAAAGUCAUGAAAGGAGCUCAUCAAGAACUUGCCAACAUAGUCACUGAACAAGCUGAAUUGAGUCAGCCAUUUGAGGUUACUGAUGCAGACUGUCUAAACAGAUACAUCUCUUGUGCAAGGCAAGCCAUUCCAUUCUUCUCUAAAGGAGCUUCAGCAGAGCUCUUCUUUUCGUAUCUAAUCCAACAAAUCCUUCCACACUUUGCCAACUAUGGUGAGUCUAAGCUUGAUGUAUUGAAACUAUUGGCUGAGAUGUCUCCUUGUGGUCUGAAUGAAGAUACUGUAAAAUCUGCUGUCGAACCUGUAUUUAAUCUACUUUUGGAAUAUAUGCCAUUACCUCCCGCUGAAGAACCAGAGGAGAASAAAGAAGAGAGCCAAGARCCUAAACUGCAGUUUUCKUUUGUAGAAUGCCUUCUGUAUGCAUUUCACUAUUUAGCUAAAAAUAAUGAAGAAUUUUUAACUGGCGCAGAUGAAGCAGAAAGACUAAAAGAUUUCAGACUAAGGUUACAGUACUUUGCACAAGGUUGUCAAGUUUAUAUCAAACAAAUAAGACUAGCUUUAGAGGGAAAGAAAGGAGCUGCAUUGCAAGAAGAGGAAAACAAGAUCAAAGUAGCUGCUCUUAGGACGACAAAUAACAUCAAUACAAUAAUAAAGGACUUGUUUCACAACCCACCCUCAUACAAAACUUUUGUAUCAUUGUCAUGGAAAUCACCUGCCAAGAAUACRGCUGUGGCAUCACCAAAUACUCAAACCAAAGUAGAAACAAACUCUCCUCUUGAUGAAAAACGUAAGAGAGCAGGYAUCACACCAAUCACAUUCGAYAUUCCCCCUGAGAAAAAAUCCUCCCCACAAACCAAUAAGCCYAAAGGACAGAACAAACGAGGGCGYGGCUUUGAAGUCUAUACCCCYCCAGGCCGACGCUCAGGAGCAGCUAAUGGAAAAGUCCAAGGACAAACUAUGCCAGAAAACUUCGCUACAGGACAACGAAGGGGAGGGAAUCGAGGAGGGUGGAGACGGAGAGGAAGAUUUUAGGUUAAUGUGCACUAACAGGGGAGGGGURGGGCAAGAUUUUUAAAUAUUCAUUUAUGGAUGUUUGUAAAAUGUUUCAAUGUGACUUUUAUCAGUAACCCACUUCUUUUCGUUAAUAUAGUAAAGCUUUAAACUUUGUAGCUUGCUUUACUGACAUAACUAUUUUUUGGUAAGAUUUGUGAUCUUUAAAGGGACACUGUCAAUGGCACGCAUGCGAGAGUAAACUUGAAAACACUAGGCUAGUGUUUUCAAGUUUAUGACUCCAAGUUGGCGCGAU